AUGUCUAAAGCUGUCGGUAUUGAUUUAGGUACUACCUACUCCUGUGUUGCUCACUACGCUAACGACAGAGUUGAAAUCAUUGCAAAUGACCAAGGUAACAGAACUACUCCAUCUUUCGUUGCCUUCACUGAUACUGAGAGAUUGAUUGGUGACGCUGCCAAGAAUCAAGCUGCUAUCAACCCAUCAAACACUGUUUUCGACGCCAAGCGUUUGAUUGGUAGAAAAUUUGAUGAUGCUGAAGUUCAAAACGAUCUUAAACAUUUCCCAUUCAAGAUUGUUGAUAAGGGUGGUAAGCCAAACAUCCAAGUUGAAUACAAAGGUGAAACCAAGGUUUUCACCCCAGAAGAAAUC
Lodderomyces margitis is the source of this 351-nucleotide messenger RNA. RefSeq lists its product as uncharacterized. Gene Ontology annotation, biological process: protein refolding; vesicle-mediated transport; SRP-dependent cotranslational protein targeting to membrane, translocation. NCBI's taxonomy places the organism in Eukaryota, Fungi, Ascomycota, Pichiomycetes, Serinales, Debaryomycetaceae. The record is from RefSeq and is a predicted model, not a curated record. The transcript has a single exon. Gene Ontology annotation, cellular component: cytosol; cytoplasm; plasma membrane. Gene Ontology annotation, molecular function: misfolded protein binding; heat shock protein binding; ATP-dependent protein folding chaperone. The annotation marks the transcript as partial.